This is a messenger RNA of Athalia rosae (coleseed sawfly), 2633 nucleotides long. RefSeq names its product UDP-glucosyltransferase 2-like. The transcript is spliced from 5 exons. Bases 308 to 1924 code for a protein of 538 amino acids. The record is from RefSeq and is a predicted model, not a curated record. NCBI's taxonomy places the organism in Eukaryota, Metazoa, Arthropoda, Insecta, Hymenoptera, Athaliidae. Gene Ontology annotation, molecular function: UDP-glycosyltransferase activity.
UCGAAUACGUGCGUCCGUUUAACAGAGAGUCAGGACAAAUGUUUGCCUCUAGAUAAAUUUAUUACGCGACUACGCCGUUUUGAUUCUCGUAACGCGAUAUCGUUAUGCCUCUCAUGCGAUUCAGAACGCAGGCGCAGACGAUGCACACGAUAUUUUAGAACCGGCUAGCGCUAGAUCAACGAAGACAGAAUUGUCCGUGUACAUUCGGUGUAUCACUCCGCGUCCAAUAGGCGGAUCAAACGGCAAAAUUUUCCGAUCUACGAUCGAUCGGAUCGUCAGUUCGGUCCAAGAAAAAAAAAAAAAAAAAAUGAGGGGUAGAGGAUCGAUCGCGAGUACCGGGUGUUCCUUUGUGGCGAAAAUGUUGUUAUCGUUAUUGUUAACGUUACUGGCGGUCAGUUCGGUGAACGGGGCGAGGAUAUUGGGAUUGUUUCCCUUGAACGGUAAAAGUCAUUUCGUCAUGUUCGAAGUGGUGAUGAAAGGUCUGGCUGACAGAGGUCAUCGAGUAGACGUCUUGAGCCCGUUUCCGCUGAACAAACCCCAUCCGAACUACACCGAUUUGAGCAUAGCGGACGACGUGCCGCGAAUGACGAACAACAUGAACUACGAACUCGUCAAAGCGAUAUCCGGUUCGUCGGCGGGCCUGUUCAUACACAUGACCGGUACGGAAAUAUGCCGAUUGCUCGAAUUACCGCUGUUGCAAGACCUCAUCAAUAAUCCGCCGAAGGAUCCACCCUACGACUUGGUGGUAACGGAGUUAUUCUACUCGAAUUGUUACUUCGCUUUUGGGAGGCACCUCGGGGUACCGGUCGUCGCCAUAACUCCCUCGCCGAUGAUCCCGUACGCUAACGAGCCGCUCGGGAAUCCCCUGAACACGGCGUACGUGUCGGACAUCGAAGACGAUUCGAUAAAGAAUUUGACAUUUUGGGGAAGAUUGAAGAACACGAUAAUCACCUGGUACAGAAUAUUUCAAAGCAGAUACCACAUCGAGGUGCAGAACGACUACGUGAAGAAAUAUUUCGGCGAGGAUAUGCCGGAGGUGAGACAGUUGGAACGAGAACUUUCACUUCUGUUGGUGAACUCGCAUCAUUCGUUGAACGGUGUGAGGCCGUUCACCCCUGCGGUCGUGGAAGUCGGCGGACUUCACGUCAAGAAGAAGAAGAAAAGCGAUCUUUUACCAUCGAACGUCAAAAAAUGGCUAGACGAAAAUGACCAAGGUUUCGUUUACUGUUCAUUCGGAUCUAUGGUAAAAAUAGAAUCCUUCCCAAACGAAACCGUACUGCAGAUAUAUUCAGCUUUUUCGAAACUCUCGCCUAUAAGAGUUUUGAUGAAAGUCGCGGUCCCGGAAUCCCUGCCACCCGGUCUCCCGAAAAACGUAUUGACGAUGAGUUGGCUCCCGCAGGAAGAAAUUUUGAUGCACAAAAACAUACGUGCUUUCAUAACGCACGGAGGUUUAAUGGGAGUUCAGGAGGCAGUUACGUACGGAGUACCUUUGAUAGGCGUUCCUCUGUUCCGCGAUCAGCCGAUAAAUAUAAAAAAUUGCGCCGAUAAAGGAACGGCCGUUUUCCUCGACUACCUGAACCUCACCGAAGAAAAUAUACUCGGCGCUGUUAACAAAGUUCUAAAGAAUUCAAGUUUCAAAACCAACAUGAUGGAUUUAUCCGCCCGAUUUCUGGACCGAGAAACUCCGGCUUUGGAUACGGCGGUAUUUUGGAUCGAAUACAUUUUGAGACACGGAGGUGAUGCUCUGAGGUCGCCGGCGGUAAAACUGACGUGGUGGCAGUUGGCUCUGGUCGACGUAUUGGCUGUUAUCGUAGCUUCGAUUGUCCUCGCGCUUUACCUGAUCAAGAUCAUCGUUUCGAUGAUCCUGAGCAGGUUAGCGUCGACGAAAAAACCCGUACUUACUACCCCUAAGAAAAGCAACUGAACAACGAGUAUACUUGAACCGUGAAUCAUGGGGAAACGAAGCCUGAAAGAUCAGCACAUGCCAGCCGAAAGAAUGCGGUGUCAAAAUUUACCAAAAUCGUGUGUAACGCUACUGCCCAAGAUUAUACGUUGAAAAACAAAUAAGAUAAAACGAAAUGCGAAGCGGCUAUCGGGACGAUCUCGAUUAUAAACGCCGUGAGUCAUAUUUGCAUACAGUAUUACCCCACAAAAGACAUGAUUUUAUCAUGUGAUUCGUUAUGAGUUAGACUACUAAUUUAACUGAUUAGAAAAGAUUUUUAUCCCCUGUCAAUUGAGACGCUAAAAUUAUCUCGAGUGCAACGCCAUAAUAGUGAAUAAAGGUAAUCGGUAGUUCGGACCGUCGAAGUUAGACAUCGAUACAAAAAUGAUCUGACCAAAAAUUAAGUCCCUAUAACCAUACCUCGAUCGACAUUUGUAGGAUACGAAUUUUAGCUGUUAUGAAAUAAAAAAAAAAAAAAACUGAACAAAUAAAAAAGCAACGGUUUCGCGAAGCUGUGAACCUAUUAAAAAUAAAUUCUACUCGCGCGUUAGUUUUGUUCUUUCAUUUUUCACUCUGAGAAGAACAAGCCUUUUACAACUAGGUGAUCAAACGGGUACUUCAAUGAUGUAUUUGUAUAAAUUUAUCUACAUACUGAUUUGAACGUGAACAAUAAAGCCUGUAAUCCCGCUAA